CGAGCUACUGUGAUCAGCGUAGGACAACAGACUUUGAUUCUGAUCUUAAACCACCUCGAACUUGUCAGUGUCUCCGUGAUGCCAUGGAAUGCAAGAACUGUGAACUGAGACAGAGACAAUUUUACUGUGAAAAUUGCCUGAGAGCCCAUCUUCGUGAUUUCCGCCUUCAAACACAGCAUUUUACUUCAGACCGUGAUGAGCAGGUCGCGAAAGCAUCGAAAGCUCUACUUGCUGUUGAACCUGCUCGUCUUAUCAGGGCUACAUUAGCGAGGUCACAGGAAAGAGUAGAAGAAUUGUUGGAUGGUUUAGCAAAACUCAAGCGCGACAAUGAAUCCAAACGUGAUGCUCUUCGCUCUAUGCGCGAGAAUCUGGCCACCCGUAGGCGUACGCUUUCCGCAGCCAAGCUCUUACCUACUCCGCCACUUGAAUACUCCACCGCUAAAGAAACUCAGGAGUUGAUGGCCCUGUCAAACACACUGUCAAGGGCUCGGUCUGGCUUAGUCCAAGAGCUUGUGGAAGUGUUCAAUGUUGUAGAAGUGGGUGGACGACCACCAAUUGGAGGGAGAGCUGGGACCAAAGGGGAGUGGACAAUUGGUGAUUUGAUACUGCCAGUCCCUGGUGAUAUUCGACGAUACCCCCCAGAUCAUAUCAAUGCGGUUAUCACACACACAGUUCAUUUUCUGGGUCUUCUGACAUUUUAUCUUGGAAUUAAAUUACCUUUUGAGAUACAAUGGAGCGGGAAACGCUUCGGUGUCGGACAACCAUGGAUUGGAGCUUGUAAAGGGACAGAGUCAGGGAGUUGGGCGAAAUGGUCUGCCAAACAUCCACUUCAUUUAUCCUCGUCAAAUUUAUCGUCAUCGCCGUCCUCCUCCCCUUCUCCUUCUUCACCACCCUCGCCAACUACACCCCUCCCCGCAUCUAUAUCAGACUCCUACACAGAAACAAGUCCAUCUUCGCAAAAGUCAUUCACAACAGCUUUCGCGAUGCUUUUAUAUAAUGUUUGCUAUCUUGCCCACACGCAAUCUGUAGAGAUACCCCUCUCUCAAGCUGGCGAUGUUUUGAGUAAUUUAUGGGCUGUCUGCUGUAGUCCGGAUUUAGGACGACGAUCCCACGAAACGACGCCUCUUCUUGCUCCCCCAACGCCUACCUCCUUUCAACUAGAUUUCGCGCAAUUAUUACAGGCUACUACCGCAAGUCCUGCUUCACGACCUCGGGGAAGAGGUCCAGGAGCUCGUCAGUCUCCCAUAGUACGUUCUCCUCGCAGGCAGGAACGUAUUCCGGAGGAGGAGGAAGGUUGGGAUUUGGUCGAUGAUGUAGGCGACGGAUUUGGUUAGAGUAUCAGAUAUGUCGGCCACCUCAUUAUCUUCUUUUGUCCCGGGCCGAUGUCUUGGUUUCUUUUGUAGCGAUAAUAACGAUCACUGUAUUUAUUUUAGACAUCAUAGAAAUCGAGGCACGACAUGUCAAGAGC
Serpula lacrymans var. lacrymans S7.9 is the source of this 1468-nucleotide messenger RNA. RefSeq lists its product as uncharacterized. Gene Ontology annotation, biological process: SNARE complex assembly. Gene Ontology annotation, cellular component: lytic vacuole; endosome. Gene Ontology annotation, molecular function: SNARE binding. The transcript is spliced from 6 exons. Lineage: Eukaryota; Fungi; Basidiomycota; Agaricomycetes; Boletales; Serpulaceae. The coding region runs from base 84 to 1334 and encodes 416 amino acids. The record is from RefSeq and is a predicted model, not a curated record.